Messenger RNA from Tetranychus urticae (two-spotted spider mite), 1614 nucleotides. It is a transcript of the gene PhKgamma, whose product is annotated as phosphorylase kinase gamma. The record is from RefSeq and is a predicted model, not a curated record. Lineage: Eukaryota; Metazoa; Arthropoda; Arachnida; Trombidiformes; Tetranychidae. Gene Ontology annotation, molecular function: phosphorylase kinase activity; calmodulin binding; ATP binding. Gene Ontology annotation, cellular component: phosphorylase kinase complex. Gene Ontology annotation, biological process: glycogen metabolic process; protein phosphorylation.
UGGUAGCGACCCUUACGGAAGUCUGCUGGAACUAAGCAUUUUGUGAUUGCUCUUCUUCAUCAGUUUUGUAUGCCUUUAACAAUCAUCCUCUGAUCAAGUGGUCAAUAGAAUCAGCAUUUAAUAAAUUUAUUGAUGUAAUGGUUGCCUCUGAUUCAAUUCGAGAUGACCACUUAGAUGAGCUACCAGAUAAACAUGUUGCUAGAGAUUUUUAUGCCAAGUACGAUCCCAAAGAGGUUCUCGGAAGAGGAGUUAGCAGUACUGUACGACGAUGCGUUGAGAAAGAAACUGGAAGAGAAUACGCUGCAAAGAUAAUUGAUGUCAGUGCGGAUUUAGAGGACCCUCAAGGAUUAACACUUAGACAGGCUACAUUAAGAGAAAUAUCUAUCCUUAAAUUAGUUGCUGGCCAUCCUUAUAUAAUUGAACUCCACGACGUUUUCGAAUCAUCAACAUAUAUUUUCUUAGUGUUUGAAUUAUGUAAAAAUGGUGAACUCUUUGAUUACUUGACCAAUGUUGUAGCCUUAUCUGAGAAAAAAACUAAAACCAUAAUGAGACAACUUCUGGAAGCUGUUGAACAUAUACACAACAAGAACGUAGUGCAUCGUGAUUUAAAGCCUGAAAACAUCCUCCUGGACGACAGUUUUAACAUCAAAAUAACUGAUUUUGGUUUCGCUAAAGUGAUAGCUCCCAACGAAAAGCUCGAUGAUCUCUGUGGAACUCCUGGCUAUCUUGCACCAGAACUUCUUCGUGCCACUAUGUAUGAAAAUGUUGAAGGUUAUGGUAAAGAAGUUGAUUUAUGGGCCUGUGGAGUUAUCAUGUACACUCUUUUGGUUGGAUUUCCACCUUUUUGGCAUAGGAAACAAAUGAUUAUGCUACGAAAUAUAAUGGAAGGUCGAUAUGAGUUCUGCAGUCCAGAAUGGGAUGAUAUUACUGAUUUACCUAAGCAUCUUAUUAAGAAUCUUUUACAAAUUAAUCCUCGAUUAAGGCUAACUGCCUCUCAAGCAUUAAAGCAUGACUUUUUUCAACAUAUGCAAUUGAGAGUUGGACCUUUUGACGCACGUAAAACUUUUCAACUAGUUAUGCUUGUUGUUCGAGCCAUGAUAAGAAUCAAACGAUUGAAACAUACUCCAGAACCUAUGAGCAUCGAAAUCGCCCGCUUUGAUCCUUAUAGGAUCAAAACUCUGAGGAAAGCUAUCGAUGGCUGUGCCUUUCGUGUUUAUAAUCAUUGGGUUAAGCGUGGUGAAGUGCAAAAUCGAGCUGCUCUUUUUGAAAAUAGACCUAAACAAGAUUUGAAAGCAUCUUAUCAACAAUCAUUUCAAGCCAAAGCUUAGUUAACUUUAACUUCGUCUCGUCAACCCUUUGACUUUCUUUUUCCAUCGUCUUCACCAUUUUUUUCCUCUCUCUCUUUUUUCACCUUCAACUUAAUUUACUCUUAAAUUUGUAAAUAAAUAAUAUUUAGGAAAAAGAGUAAGAGGAGGACCUUUCAAACAACGAUUUAACUUAUUGAUUUCAUUCAGUCAACACCAAUCACUUUUUUGCUCACAUUUCUUCUACACUUUCAAUAUCUUUGAUGUAUCACUGUGAGACCAUUAAAGAGUAUUACAUGAAAAUCACAAA